This is a messenger RNA of Anthostomella pinea, 840 nucleotides long. Lineage: Eukaryota; Fungi; Ascomycota; Sordariomycetes; Xylariales; Xylariaceae. The record is from the annotation of a GenBank genome assembly.
AUGUCCAAGCCAUGGAUUUUCGUCUCGCCCUCAAACAGAGGAAUAGGGCACGCACUCACACGCCACCUCCUGCGGACAACAACCUUACCCAUCAUCGCAACAGCACGCGCAGACACGUCCAGGGUUAAAGACUCCAUCCUCAGCUCCUCAAACUCAGACCACAUAGAGUACGGGCCGCGCCUACAUGUGAUGCAACUGGACGUGACAGACGAAUCCUCAAUUGAGGCCGCAUCCUCAAAAGCAGCAGAACUCUUCCCACCGAGGACGCAUCACCUGCACCUCGGCUUCGCGCUGCCAGGCAUCUUGCACCCGGAGAAGAGCCCCAAACAGGUGCAUUACGAAGGCGCGCUCGAGACGCUGAAAGUGAACACCCUCGGCCCGCUCAUGCUCAUGAAGUGGUUUGGGGAGUUCUUGCCGAGGAAGGGGACGGACCUCUCACAGUUGCGGUCGCAGGACGGGAGCCCGGCGGUGGGGGACGAGAUAUCCAGGCUCCCUCAGCACGCCACAUGGCUCACGAACUCGGGGCGCGUGGGCUCUACGUCGGAUAACAGACUUGGCGGAUGGUACAGCUAUCGCGCAUCGAAAGCGGGUGUCAACAGUAUCACCAAGAGCUUCGAUCUGUACCUGCAGACGCGCAGCGCCGAGAAGGCUGUCGCCAUGGCGUAUCAUCCAGGCACGGUGAAGACGGGCCUGAGUGAGGAGUUUUGGGGGAAUGUGCGCGAGGGUAAGCUGUUUAGCCCCGAGUUCGCUGUCGAGAAGAUGCUUGAGAUGGUGGCAGGGAGGAAAGCCAAGGAUAGGGGUAGGUGUUGGGAUUGGAAGGGUGAGGAGGUAUUGCCAUGA